Molecule: messenger RNA, 1351 nt
Organism: Ipomoea nil (Japanese morning glory)
Lineage: Eukaryota; Viridiplantae; Streptophyta; Magnoliopsida; Solanales; Convolvulaceae
Product: F-box/kelch-repeat protein At5g43190
Exons: 1
Coding region: 128-1258 (376 amino acids)
Molecular function (GO): protein binding
Source: RefSeq, a predicted model, not a curated record
AGAUUCACACACAUAUAUAAAAGAAAAACCAGUAAGCCAACAACCAACCAAAUUGUGAACUGUUAUAGAUCCAAACGCUGUUACUUUUGUGCUUAGUCUUCUUCUUCUUCUUCUUCCUUAGUGUGAAAUGGAGAGCAAGAUGUUGUGGUACCCAUCGCAACAAAUGGAUCCAAAGAUAUGGAGCCGUAUGCCUGAAGAUCUACUGGAACGUGUGCUUUCAUUUCUUCCAUUGAAGACCUUCUUGAGCUUGAGAUCAACUUGCAGACACUUCAACUCCCUCGUCUUCUCCCCUCCCUUCAUCUCCAAAUACUCUCCAUCUUCUUCACCUUCUUCCUCUGGCUUUUCCUCGUUUUUCUUGCUUUCCCACCCGCAGUUUUCCCGGAAAUACCCUCUGUUCGACACCGUCCACAACAACUGGCGCAACCUGUCGGUCUCCCUCUCCGCCGCGCAGCCGCCGUGCGGCUCCUCCUCCGCUCUGCUCUCCUCCUCCAAUGGCCUCCUCUGUUUCUCUCACCCAACCUCAAACUCCUUCGUUAUAUCCAAUCUGUUAUCGCGCUCUUCCAGGCUCGUCAAGUUCCCGGCUUUGCCCUUCUCCUUCGACUCAAUCACGCUCGUCUCCAUGCCCAGCGGUAAUUACAAGAUCCUCGUCAUCAAAUCCUCCAUGGGAUCCUCAAAGACAACCUUCGUCUACGACUCCUCGUUUCAUUCCUGGGAAAAGUCCGAGGAUUUCGACCUCAUCUUCAGCAAUUACAUUCACCACCAAGAAGGCGUUCCCCAUCAGGGCUCCUUAUAUUUCAUCACCCCCGAGCCUUUCCACGUUCUCUGCUUCGAUUUCCAGACCGGGAAGUGGCGGAGGGCCGCCAUUGAUCUCCCCGCCGACCUGUCGUUCGCGCGGCUAGUGAGCGACGGGGACGGGAAGCUAUUCCUGAUCGGCGGGAUCGGGAGGAAUGGGAUUUCGAGGAGCAUGAAAGUGUGGGAGUGGAACGAAGAUGAGGAGAGGUGGAUGGAUGUGGAAGACGUGCCGGAAAUGAUGUGCAAGAAGUUUUUGUCGGUGUGUUACCAUAACUAUGAACAUGUUUAUUGUUUCUGGCAUCAAGGAUUGGUCUGCGUUUGCUGCUACACAUGGCCGGAGAUCUUGUACUUUAAGGUUUCGAGGAAGACGUGGCAUUGGCUCCCCAAAUGUCCCUCCUUGCCGCUCAAAUGGAGCUGUGGAUUCAAGUGGUUUUCCUUUGUUCCUGACCUAUAUUCCUUUGUUUAGCUCUUUUAAUUAAUUUGCAGUUUUGCUUACAGUAAAUCCAAAUUCGUCUACAGGGUUAGCUCCCUCCACACAUACAUAAAGUGUUAAUUUUUU